CUCGGACAUCCACAUGGGACCGGCUGGCAGCUGCAUAGCGAUGCGCGAGGACCAAAUAGCUUCCAGAGUGUACGCAGCUUAAUGUUAGCGGAGUUGUUUACCUUCUGUGCGCAUGCGCUUGGAAUACGUGUACGUCAUAAGAUGGGAAAGAGCAAAGCAUUUCGUAUGACGUCAAAAAUUCGAAUCUGCAAGAUUAAUUUAGCAGCAAGAAGUCUCGAUAGGACAGCAACUGCAACGAAUCCCGUUUAUCUGAGUUUAUUUACUGAUUAUUUGGUGAAAGUAAGUACCAAAUCUUUAAAAUAUGAUUUCCCAAAGAAGGCAACAAGGUCUGUAAAAUUUUGUUGCACAAUAUAUGUUUUAUAUUUGUAUUUUAAAAAAAAUCUUCCCAUAUUUGUCUUUCACAGCUAUGCUGAGAAGAAGCAGUCGGUUACAGUCUAAUGGCUAUUAUAAUAGCACCGGCGAACCAGUCAUCUCCUAUAAGGAGAGACUGUAUCGGUAAGUGUUUGUAUGCAUAUUUUUUUGCUGUCAAACGUGUGUAUACACCCAUGUCAUGUAUGCUUUCACUAAACAGUCAGCAGUUCUCAAGCAGACUUUUGUUCUCAUUUGGUUUUAUUUCAUUCAGAGUUUUCAAAAGGCAUCGAUUUCAUUUCCGAAACGGCGAAGAAUGUCACUUUGAACAUGACUUGGAGCAUAACAUUUGCACAAGUGACGUGGAGCCUGGAUGUGGCUCAACAAAAAGAAAAACAUUUCUCCUCAUCUUUCUGCUCUUCUCUUUUGGUCUACUCUUCAGUCUGUCAGUUUUCACUGGCAUCCCCUCUGUCAUCAUGACAAAGAUAUUCACUACAAGCUCCAAACAGGUUUGGAAACAACUCGAGGAGCUUCAAAGUGAACUGGCCAGUCUGAAAGAGAAGAUCGACUUUCUAGUUCCGGUGGCAGACAGGAUGCCAAAUUUUGCCCUGGAGUCACUCGGAGCUAGAAUAAUUUACGAUAAGACGUCAGAAAGCUAUCCCCCUGAUAAACCGGUGCUACGAAUCUUUGGUUUCACGUUGAUUGGUCCCAACCAGCAACCAUGCAUGAGCCCAAGAAUUCUUCUUGAGGGUCGGGCACCAAUGCUUCCGGGUCAGUGCUGGGCGUUUGGUGGUAGCCAGGGACAGGUUUCAAUUGAACUGGCCCAAUACAUCACCAUCAGCCACGUGUCACUGGGGCACAUACCACAGAUGAUAUCUCCUUAUCUGACCGUGUCAAGUGCGCCCAGGAAGUUUUCAGUAUUUGGAAACCAACAUGCUGAGGAUCCAGUCAUUUAUCUGGGUACCUUUCAAUAUGACCCAAAGGGAGGGCCGCUUCAAACAUUUAAGAUAGCUGAAUCUAACAUCAGUGUGGUGAAGUACGUGACACUACGGAUUCAUGACAACUGGGGCAACUCCCAGUACUCGUGUAUCUACAGUUUUAGAGUUCAUGGCAAACUACCAUGCACACUCAGAAAUUAAAGUACAGAAAUGUACCUAUAGGGGUA
Molecule: messenger RNA, 1513 nt
Organism: Neolamprologus brichardi
Lineage: Eukaryota; Metazoa; Chordata; Actinopteri; Cichliformes; Cichlidae
Source: RefSeq, a predicted model, not a curated record